UAAUACUUGCAAUAUAAAAAUAUAAGUGAGACACAAAUCAAAAUCUUCCAUCGAUAAAAGGUCGUCUAUUUACCAACAUGUUUAGCAAGAAAAAAGAGAAUCGUAGUCCAAUGGAAAACCACAAUUCAUCCCAUGUGACGGUGGUGAUGGUGCCGCUUGCGGCGCAGGGUCAUCUGAACCAACUCCUCCACCUCUCCCGCCUCAUCGCCGCCCACAACAUACCCGUCCACUACGUCGGCGCUACCACCCACAUCCGGCAGGCCAAGCUCCGCCUCCACGGCUGCGACCUUUCUUCCAACAUCCAUUUCAUAGAAUUCCCAAUUCCCCCCUUCACCACCCCACCCCCCGACCACUCCCUCAAAUUCCCUUCGCAGCUCGUCCCCGCCCUCACCGCCACCACCCACCUCCGCCGCCCCGUCCACGCCUUCGUGGGCGGCCUGUCCGCGGCCUUCAGGAGGGUCAUAGUUAUCUAUGAUGUCCUCAUGUCUUAUGUCGUGCAAGACAUGGCUUCUAUCCCCAAUGCCCGUUGCUACCUUUUCCGUAGCUUCUCCUGCUUCUGCACCUGCGCCUGGGAAUCCCGAGAAUUGCCGGAUCUCCCACCCGCCGCCGCUGGAAUUCUCAACCAAAUACCCUCCGUCAAAGGCUACUACUCCAAGGAAUUUCAAGAUUUUCUCGAUUUGCAAUUCGGCGCCAAGAAGGUUUCCUGCGGAGAAAUCAUCAAUUCAUGCAGUGAAAUCGAGGGUUUAUAUCUAGAUUUGUGGGCGCAGGGAAUUAACAAAAAGGGGGGUUUAACUUUAUGGGCGAUGGGGCCAUUCAAUCCUGCGAAAAUCUCACGAAAAUCCGAUCACGAAUGCUUGAAAUGGCUGAACAAACAGCCGCGGAAUUCAGUAAUCUUCAUUUCGUUCGGGACGACGACGACGUUUUCCGAGGAACAAAUGGGAGAGAUCGCGGCGGGGUUGGAGAGGAGCAAGCAGAGGUUCAUUUGGGUGGUGAGGGGUGCAGACAGGGGCGACAUCUUCACCGGAAAUUCGCAGCAGAAUCAGCAGGUGCCUGAGGGGUUUGAGGAGAGGGUUGGAAGGAGAGGGAUUGUAGUGAGAGAAUGGGCGCCGCAGAUGGAGAUAUUGGGGCACCCGUCGACGGGGGGUUUCAUGAGCCACUGCGGCUGGAAUUCAUGCUUGGAGAGCAUCACUAGCGGCGUGCCCAUGGCGGCCUGGCCGAUGCACUCUGACCAGCCAGCCAAUGCCGUGCUGGUGGCCAGGGUGCUCGGGAUCGGCGUUGAGGUGGUGGAGACCUGGACUCGACAAGGUACCGGGGCGGUGAAGGCCGGCCGGGUCGAGGAGGUCGUGAAGAGGCUGAUGGUGAGCACGGAAGGGGAUGGGAUGAGGAAACGCGCGGCGGAAUUGGGAGCAAGGGUCAGGAAUUCGAUUCUUCAAAGUCGCCAGAUUCAAGCCUUUAUUUCUCAUAUUACUAAUACUACUUGGUUUUAGUUGAACCAUGUUUGCAACUGCAAAAUGGAGUAAUGUUAUCGGAAUCAUUCGAUAAGACUUAUGUAAAAGAGUUGAAUUUUGACA
Salvia hispanica is the source of this 1571-nucleotide messenger RNA. RefSeq names its product zeatin O-glucosyltransferase-like. Gene Ontology annotation, molecular function: UDP-glycosyltransferase activity. NCBI's taxonomy places the organism in Eukaryota, Viridiplantae, Streptophyta, Magnoliopsida, Lamiales, Lamiaceae. The record is from RefSeq and is a predicted model, not a curated record.